Striga hermonthica is the source of this 1506-nucleotide messenger RNA. The record is from the annotation of a GenBank genome assembly. Lineage: Eukaryota; Viridiplantae; Streptophyta; Magnoliopsida; Lamiales; Orobanchaceae.
AUGGCGUAUUCUUUCCUGCUGCGCCGCGGCCGAAGUGUUGCCGGAUUUUCUAGUUAUUUGAUUUCUGGAAAAUGGAGUCGCGACUGUAAUUGGUUUUGUCGGAGAGGCAUGAGCACUGCGGCGCUAAUGUCGCCGGAGAAAAGCAAUCCAUCUUCUUCUUGUUCUCCUUGGCUGAUGCUGCAACCCGUAUAUGAAGCCGGCGCCGUCUGCACGGCUGCGACGAUGACUUACAAGUUCUACAACCUGGCCGAGAACAGGGUCGUGACCCUGUGGGUCCCACAAAUACCAUGUGACCUUCCGAGUUUCCGGGGUUCCUCCGGCGGUGGCUGGGUAUCCAUUGUGCAGCCCGAAACCCGCGAUGUGUUACUCUACAACCCCAUAUCCCGCCGCCGCAUAAAGCUCCCACCUUUCUACGGCCCCUCUGUUUAUCCAGGCGAUAAACCCGGUCUCCAUAAGUCUAUCCUCUCUUGCUCUCCCGACAGUGAAAAGUGUGUGGCCGUGAGCCUAAUCUACUGUGCGAAUUCCAUGGCUGUGUGCUGCCCCUUGUCCAGUGACAAGUGGACCUGGUUCGGCACCCGCUCUGGAAGCGGCUAUUAUUUAGAUUGCGUCUACUCAACAAGCCAACAGAUACUCUUUGCCCUCACCGACUCUUAUCAGUUGGAGGCUUGGCACCUGACAGUUGCAUCCCCAGAAUUAAUACGAACUAUGGGUGAGUAUAGUAGUAUCCUCGAGCGAGUAGAGAAAGAGAAGAAGCAGGAGAAGAAUAAGAAGUUGUUACUGUCCAGAGACGACUUGACAUGUUGGUCUCAGCAUUAUCUGGUGGUUGCCGGAGAUGAUCUCCUGGUGGUGACUCAGUACAUCAUGCUAUCCGUUGACUCGGAUGGUUUGUAUGUCGACUUCGACUUAGAUGAUUCCAAUAGACCAGCUUUUGAGCUGCCGACCGUCACUAUUGAUUUUGAUGUUCAUAGAUAUGAUCCCAAGGAUGGGGAUCUCAAGUAUGUGGAAGGUUCGUGCUUGGGUGGUUGGACUCUUUUCGUUGGUAACAACAGCCAUUCUGUUGCGUUGCGUGCCCCAGAGCUCAAGCCCAACUCAAUUUACUUUACGGAUCCUUUAGAAUGGUUGAGACAAGGUAACCAUGACAUUGGCAUUUUCAGUUAUGAGGACAAGGCUGUGUCGCCAUGCUAUUAUCCAUGCGACCCUGCCAACCUAAAACCGAUAUUCCCAGCGCCCAUCUGUGCGGAUUCUGCUUGUGCUGGAUCUGCCCAGCUAAAAAUGACGGUAGCAAGCCGCGGCCCAAGAAUCGCCGAGGUGCAGCUCACGCUGUUAGCAGGCGCCCAGCACGCGCGCCCCUUCAGCCCGCCAGCAGCGGCCCAACAGCAACAACACGCGGCCCACUCUAGCGCCAGGCCCGCGCCCGUCAAGCGACCCAACCCACAACAACUAGUCUGGUCGGGUCAACUAGGGUUCAGUGACCCUUUGAGUACUCUUGGCCCAAUUGAAUGCUAG